Marmota flaviventris (yellow-bellied marmot) is the source of this 789-nucleotide messenger RNA. RefSeq lists its product as uncharacterized. Lineage: Eukaryota; Metazoa; Chordata; Mammalia; Rodentia; Sciuridae. The record is from RefSeq and is a predicted model, not a curated record.
AUGGACGACUCAUCAUCUGGCAGCAGCUGCCCUGACAUGGAGCACUGUAUUUCGGAAUCCAAAUCCAACCAGAGCCUCUCUGUAGUCCCUUUCCCCUCAGAGGACAGGCCUGACUGUGAGGCUGUCGUAGCCUGUGAAGACUUGACCUCUGAGCGUCCUUCCUCCCUCCCUCCUGUCCAAGGGGCAUGGGGAACCAAUGAUGUAAGGGGACCCAUGGGCAGAAGAAAUGAAAUUCAGGAGAAGCCAGAGGGGCCUGGUGAAGAAGACGUGGAUGAGCCCAUGAAUGGCGAUGUGUGCAGCCCCUUCGACUACUCACAAAUGAAAUGGGCUGAAUGGGAGGAAGAUGAUGAGGAGAGUAUGUACAAUUGGCAAGAGGAGACAGGAUGCCAGAGCAUCUUGGAACUGAUUUAUUUCUUGAGAGUUAUUGCUGUAUGUCUAGACAAGGAUGAGGAAGAUGACGACUCUCUGUUCUCCGAUCCUCAUCGGGAGGAGGAUGUAGACGACUCUGUACCCCCUGAGUCUCCUCAGGAGGAGGAGAAUGUCCAGCCAUCCAGCAGUGUCUCUUCCCAUAUGGAUCAGGUCAGUCCUGAAGAGCAGGAGGCUUGUCAGGACUUGCCCAAGUAUCAACCAGCAGAAAAUGGAGACACCAAGCAGAGCCCAGAAAUGCCUCCUGGGCUUGAGGAGGAUGAAAUUGUUGAGGUGAGCACAGAGCUGCCCCCCUGCAGAGGAAGGGACAGGCCCAGUGCGGGUGCCAGGUGGGACAGCAUGGAGUCCUUGUACCUGCUGUGA